UUUAUUAAUUAACGUAUUACGCAAUCACCUCUCUCUUUCUCUCUCCUCCACCCUUUCUGCUUUCUCUCUCAACAAUCAAACUUUUGCAGGAGCCCUAAAUUGGAGCUCCAGAAAUUAGAAAAUUAAAAAAAGGGGGUGUUUUGGGUCGAAUUUGGAGGGUUGAAUUUAUUAUUAUUAAUAAAAAUGGACCAAAUUUUUAAUAAGGUUGGAUCUUACUGGUUGGGUCAAAAAGCCAACAAAGAGUUCAAUUCCGUCGGCGAUGACAUUAAUUCUCUGGGAAGCAGCAUUGGAGAUAGCACCAAAUGGAUAGUCAACAAACUUAAAGGGAAGAUGCAAAAGCCAUUACCAGAGUUGCUAAAGGAAUAUGAUUUGGCAAUGGGAAUCUUCCCAAAGGAUGCCACCCACUAUGAGUUUGAUGAGAGGACAGGAAAACUUACAGUAUAUGUACCUCAAGUCUGUGAAGUGGGCUACAAGGACUCAUCGGUUUUGCGAUUUUUUACCACCGUUACUGGGUACCUUGAAAAGGGGAAGCUUGCUGAGAUAGAGGGUUUGAAGACAAAAGUAAUGAUCUGGGUUAAAGUGACUGCCAUUACUUCUGAAGGUUCAAAGCUCCAUUUUACGGCUGGAGUGAAGAAAACCCGCAGUAGGGAGGCUUAUCAGGUUCUUCGGGAUGGAGUAGGUGUAGAUAAAUUCUGACCUGAGCUCAAAUGACAUGAUAUAUGUUGCUUGGAAUCUUUAUCCAAUGUAAUGUAACUGCGAGUAUGUAAUGUAACUGCGAGUACAUCUAAAUGUAAUUUGAACCUCUAGAUUGUUGUUUGUAACUGAAAUGUGCUUAUGCCUGUUCCGCAUAUGCCAAUUUUAUGUAUGGAUAAACGAGCUCUUUCUCUGCCAUAAUUUUGGCCAA
This is a messenger RNA of Chenopodium quinoa (quinoa), 904 nucleotides long. RefSeq lists its product as uncharacterized. The record is from RefSeq and is a predicted model, not a curated record. The transcript is spliced from 3 exons. NCBI's taxonomy places the organism in Eukaryota, Viridiplantae, Streptophyta, Magnoliopsida, Caryophyllales, Amaranthaceae. Bases 184 to 696 code for a protein of 170 amino acids.